GUCUCCUUUAACUUCACGGUCCCCCCAUGAGGAGUUAACCUGUAGCCAAAGUGUUGUAGUUAAUCUUCCCCGAGCUCAGCUCAGAGGCUUCAAAGCGCAGCCACAGGCUCCUGUGUGCGCAACUCUGCUGCGCCCUUUUCCCCCGCAAAGAGACCCUGGAGAUGAAGCUUUCAGUGCUGUCCAAGAAGCUGUGGUGCGUCCGCAAGCAGCUGAUCCUCCUGCUCACUCCUCUGCUCUUCCUGCCUUUGCUUUUCACUCUGCCGGAAAAGGAGGGAAAAUGUCUUUAUGUGGUGGUGCUGAUGGCGAUGUUUUGGUGCACAGAGGCUCUUCCUCUGGCUGUCACUGCGAUGCUCCCCAUCUGCCUCUUCCCAACACUGGGGAUUCUCUCGUCCAAAACUCUGUGUCCUCAGUAUUUCCUCGAGACCAACUUCCUCUUCCUCAGCGGCCUGGUAUUGGCUUCAUCGAUCGAGGAGUGGGGUCUGCAUCGCAGAAUUGCUCUGAAGGUCCUGAGUAUUGUUGGAGUAAAACCUGCCUGGCUCAUUCUGGGAAUGAUGGCGACUUCCUCCUUCCUGUCCAUGUGGCUCAGCAACACGGCCACGACAGCCAUGAUGCUACCCAUCGCUAAUGCUAUCCUGGAGAGUCUGUUUGGAGACCUGGAAACCCUGAAACAGAAGUGCAAGUCCAGAGAGGAUCCAGACAGCGAUGGAAUAAAUGGUCAGUGUACUGUGAAGUUGCAUCCAUUGCCCUCUGAGCCCAUGGAAAAACAAAUACUGUCAACUGAAAGGAUGGAUGCGACAGAGCAGACUGACAGAAGGACAGCUGAGGAGAUCCGAUCAGAGGCGGAGUAUCAAAUGAAUGUAUGGAAAGGAUUCUUGAUCUGUAUUCCAUACUCAUCCAGUAUCGGAGGAACUGCUACGCUCACCGGCACGGCGCCCAACCUCAUCUUUAUUGGACAGCUGAAAAGCUACUUCCCAGACUGUGACGUGAUCAACUUUGGCUCUUGGUUUGCAUUUGCUUUCCCACUCAUGGUCGUCUUCCUGUUUUUGGGAUGGUUAUGGAUUUCAUAUCUCUAUGGAGGAUUGAAUACACGAUUGUGCUUCAAGAGAUAUGACCAGAGAGCCCAGGCAGAGGCCAGAGCCAGGGCUCUCAUAGAGGAAGAUUACCGGAAACUAGGGCCCAUAAAUUUUGCAGAGGGAGCCAUCUCUUUCUUUUUUGUGUUGUUUGCUGUUAUGCUGUUCACACGAGAUCCUAAAUUUGUCACCGGCUGGUCUGUGUUUUUCAAAAAGGGGUACGUCUCGGAUGCGGUCACUGGUGUGGUCAUUGUGUCCAUAUUGUUCUUCUUUCCCUCACAGAAACCCUCUCUGAGAUGGUGGUUUGACCCUCAAGCUUCAAACACUCCAUAUGUUCCUCUCUUAUCAUGGAAGAAAGCCCAGGACUCUAUUCCCUGGAAUAUCAUUCUUUUACUCGGAGGUGGCUUUGCUAUGGCCAAAGCUUGUGAGGAGUCCGGCCUCGCCGCCUGGAUCGGGGGCCACCUCCAACCUUUAGCCGAGGUCCCUCCUGCUGCAGCUGUGAUGCUCAUCACUGCUUUCCUGGCCACGUUCACUGAGUUUGCCAGCAACACAGCCACGAUUAUCAUAUUUUUACCCGUCAUUGCUGAACUGGCUAACCGCGUGUCAGUGAACCCUCUGUACUUCAUGAUACCUGCCACAGUUGGAUGUUCGUACGCCUUCAUGCUGCCAGUGUCUACGCCACCCAACUCCAUCGCUUUUGCAUCGGGACACCUCAUGGUCAAAGACAUGGUGAAGACUGGCUUUGUCAUGAACAUCCUGGGCAUUCUCUCAGUGGCUCUGGCCAUGAACACGUGGGGCGUCGCUAUGUUUAACUUGAACACGUAUCCGGAGUGGGCUCACGGCGGCAACAACACAGAUGUGCAUCUCUCGUCUGUCGCUUCGCUCAAUGGUACUCUCUGACCACUCACCCGAUCACAGCGUGAGCAUAAAUGGAGUAUCCCAAGGACUGUGUACAGAUUUAACACUAAACAGGGACAAGAGUCUGUCUGUAGAUGUCUGCACGGACACAAAAAUGAAAAAUACAAUGGCUUUUUAAUGAGUUUUUUUUAAUGAGGUUUUAUAUUCAAGCAUGGAGGACCAAACCUGCCGUAAUUAGAAAUUCCCCCAAAAUAAAUGCAAUAAUAAAGAAAGUAAUAAUAAAGAAAAUUAGACUUAAAACUUAGCAAUUUAUGAGUAGAUAUACAAGUUAAUUUAAAGUGUGACUAAAUAUGCCCAGAAAAUGAAUUGAAUACAAUUAAUUAACGUAUUAUUCCUUUUUCUGGAGAAGUUGUUUUUUCCCACGGAAUUGGUCUACUGUCGGAGUUUUUGCAGCAGAUUGAAUAUUUUGUUCUCUAGUUGAGUCGCAAGUAGACGUAGGACAAAUUCCCAAAAUUAUAGACUGGCGGCAAAUAAUAUGUGCGGGAAGUAUCACCGCGCACAGAACACACCAGCAGUGGAAACGUGAAUACUGUAGCUUUUCAGCCACAAUGGGGACAUGAGCUGCAUCGUCCUGCCAUGAUAGUUAUUUGUUAUGAAUCUACCUGCAGCCUCAGAUGGGAUGUGCAUUAAUCAAAUGCACAUCCUAUCAUAAACACCUGAGCUGAUCAGAGCCUCUACCUCUUCCCCCUCUCUCCACAGACCAUGUCUGUGUGUAUCUGUCACAUCUUUAUUACUGCUGUGGCUCUUUCUUUUUUGUUGUUGUAGUAGUUAAUAAUAAUGUAUAUUGUGUGUUUACACAUAACUUAUACGUGUGUGAGAUCAGUUUCCAGACUGUAUAAAUCUGUCACUGGCACAUGUCAUGAUCUAUUACACACUUAUUGCACACAGAAUAAGCAGAAAGAGCUCAAUGAGUUACUCGGUGGUAUCAUCUUUUCACUGUCACUGAUUAUGUUGUGGAAAAUGUGGAGAGCAAGGGCUGUGAUGGUGAUGCCACAGAAUUCCACUGCAGCCUAAGCCUUUAUCGGCUCUAAUUAGAAUAAUUCUUUUUAACUCUUUAACACCUAAGCCUCAAAAUGGCCAUCUGGACUUUUUUGUGCUUAUUUUAUCCAUAAAAGGGGACAGAAAAUGUCCUGUGAGUAAGUGCUUUUGCCCAUUUUCUUACAGAAUAACUUUCAAUAUCUGGGGAUUAUUUACAAUUUACUGCAUGUUAAAAUAGUGUUUUAACAAUUUAUUUUAAAGUAGUUGUACAUGAAUACCAGAUUUUGCGCGUUAUACUUGAACAGUAUAACACAUAUUUAAAACAUUUGUUUGAGUCUUUGUCUCAAUGUCCAGAAGAAGUCCAGAAAAGGAAACUAUGUACAGGUGUUUUUCCAACUCUCUCCUCUGGCACUUCCAGCAAUGGCGCGACAUCCGAUAGCACAAACCGUCACAUAAUUACAGUAAUGCAGAGUGCGCUUGCACAAAUGUGUCGUCUUCGAUAUGUUCGGUGUUAAAGGGUAAUGUUUUAUAAACAAACAAAAACAAGAAACAAUACUUUUUUCUUUUCUUUUUUUUUUUAAAUAUCUGUGACUGCGCAGAGAGCUGUUUAUACGAAAGGUACGACUAGACUGACCUCUACUGAAAGAAUGAGAGUGGUAUCUGUGAUAUUUGUUAUUUUAAUGAGCAAAAAUGAUUGUCUUCUCUGUAUAGUAUUAAAGCCAUCGAAUGAGUAUGUAAUUGUUUUCACAAAGUGAUUCACGUUCGUACAGUUCAGCUACUAUUUUAAAUUCUUUGUUGUGGUAAUUUAGUCAAAUGUGGUUUGUGUAUUUGCUGCUAAUACCUACUUCUAACAGGAAAACAACUUGUGGUCAGAUUGCAAGUUAACUGAUGUCUUUUGAGAGAAACCUAAAUAAAACACACAAUAAAUCACUCCAGGUUUAACAUAUUUGACAUAUUGUGGCCUCUGAAAGAGAGCCAGCGAGAGCACAGCGUUGUAAAUUCCUUACAAUAUUCAUUUGGUGUUGUUAACUGUCUGGGGGACUGAUUUUUACGAUCAACAAUGGCUAACUUGUGCGAGUUUGUGUGGUUAUUCAGUGUCGGCUGGGUCAGUGCGAUCGGUCCCAUGGUGUUACAAAAUAAACAUAGCUACAAAACUCUACAACCCUCCUACAACCUGGCAUUAAAAAUGUGUUUUCUGUCAUCAGAUACAACACUCGUGGGCCCAACCUGGCAACCAAGAUUUAUAGCUCUAAUAUCUAAAGCUACUGUAAGUUUGAAUCAUCACUUGUUAGUCUGUGUUGUCUGCAUUGAUCGUAACUGGAACUGUGAUUCUACACUGAAUCCUCUCUGUGUGUACUGUGUACUGCAUGUGUGCAGUUUGUGUCUGGUGAGACUUUAAUGUGGUUUUGCAGCAAAACUUGACACACUUUCAAUAAAGAUGAAAAAUAAUAUCUA
This is a messenger RNA of Solea senegalensis (Senegalese sole), 4421 nucleotides long. It is a transcript of the gene slc13a3, whose product is annotated as solute carrier family 13 member 3. Gene Ontology annotation, molecular function: succinate transmembrane transporter activity; sodium:dicarboxylate symporter activity; citrate transmembrane transporter activity. Bases 162 to 1970 code for a protein of 602 amino acids. The transcript has 13 exons. Gene Ontology annotation, cellular component: membrane. The record is from RefSeq and is a predicted model, not a curated record. Gene Ontology annotation, biological process: monoatomic anion transmembrane transport; citrate transport. NCBI's taxonomy places the organism in Eukaryota, Metazoa, Chordata, Actinopteri, Pleuronectiformes, Soleidae.